This is a messenger RNA of Monopterus albus (swamp eel), 898 nucleotides long. RefSeq names its product trace amine-associated receptor 13c-like. The record is from RefSeq and is a predicted model, not a curated record. Gene Ontology annotation, biological process: G protein-coupled receptor signaling pathway. Gene Ontology annotation, cellular component: membrane. Lineage: Eukaryota; Metazoa; Chordata; Actinopteri; Synbranchiformes; Synbranchidae. Gene Ontology annotation, molecular function: trace-amine receptor activity.
AUGCAAUUCCUCUCCUCCCUGAUGGACGACACUAGGGGCUCUGAGCUCUGCUUCCCCAACUUCAACUCCUCCUGCAGGCGUCUGCUGCGACCACGCUCUGAGACUCUUCUACUCUACACCCUAGUUGCAUCUGUCUCUCUGCUCACUGUGACACUCAAUUUGCUCGUCAUCAUCUCCAUCUCCCACUUCCGGCAGCUCCACACCCCGACCAACACUCUGCUCCAGUCCCUGGCUGUGUGUGACAUGGGACUUGGGCUGUUGGUGAUGCCCGUUGAAGGCCAGCAAUAUAUUGAGUCAUGCUGGCUGCUGGGGAGGAUAAUGUGUGCUCUGUCUCUGUACAUUUUAUACUGUCUGGGUGCUAGUGCUUUGGGCCACAUGGUGCUCAUAUCCAUCGACCGUUAUCUGACUAUCUGUGACCCACUGGUCUACUUUUCUAAGGUCACUCUGACUAAAGUUAAAAUCUGUAUCUGUAACCAAGGAACUGUUGACUUAUUUAUGAGCUUUAUUGGGCCCUGUACUGUUAUAGCUGUGCUGUAUAUGAGGGUGUUUGUGGCUGCCCUUUCUCAGAUGCGUGUAAUUCAGUCACAGGCUGCUGCUACCAAGGCCAGAGCAGCUCCAACUGCUAGAAAAUCACAGCCCAAGGCAGCCAGGACUCUGGGGAUUCUGAUAGCUGUGUUUGUGAUGUGUUUCUGCCCAUACUACUAUCCCAUUCUUGCAGGUGUAGACAUGUCCACUGCCAUGUCAUAUUAUCCCAUAUUGUUUUGGUUGUGGUUAUUGAACUCUUGUCUAAACCCUCUGAUUUAUGCCAUGUUUUACCCCUGGUUUAGAAAAGCUAUCAAACUCAUCAUCACACUUAGAAUACUGCAGGAUAACUCCCGGGAGGUCAAGAUCCUGUAGA